Messenger RNA from Marchantia polymorpha subsp. ruderalis, 1741 nucleotides. The record is from the annotation of a GenBank genome assembly. Lineage: Eukaryota; Viridiplantae; Streptophyta; Marchantiopsida; Marchantiales; Marchantiaceae.
UCCGCGCUCGUGGCGAGGAGUGUGCGCUCUGCUUCUUCUCUCGGCCACAUGCUCUUCGGCCUCAAUCUCACGGAUUCGAGGUUCUGAGCAGCAGAAUUCUUCGGGAUUCGUCUUUUGGACAGUUUCACAGGUUCCAUCCUUUCGGAAAUUUUGAUUUUUUUCUCGGCAGGUUUCGGUGUCGUCGAGAGCUUGCUGCGUGCAGGGUUAAGGCAGUGCGAAUUCUACAGAGUUGGAAAGGGAUUCGAGGUUCAGUCGGCGGGUUGGUUGAUUUGCUCGAGGUGGGCACAGAGGGAUGUAUACAAAUGCGGGUUUAUCAGUGAGGCCUUGGGUGAUAUCGCAAACUGCUGUUGCAAGUACGUCUGUCACUCGCCUGUCCAAAUGGGCGUCAAUGGCUUCUCCACUUUUUUCUGCAGGGCUUUUGCCCACGCCCUCUUCGUCUCGUGAAAGCUGCAGAGAAGGAAGAAUAUCGGGAAAUUGUGAAUGGGAACGUCGUAGAAACAGUGGAAUCAAGCGCGUAGGGCUGUUGAGGGCCAAAUUGGGGCGCGGAGAUUUUGGUUGGAUUCGGAAGCAGAAUGGACUAGGGUUAGGAUUGCAGACACAGGUAAAGGAUGGCAGAGAUUUGCUUGUACCGAGUGCCCGCAGAGGAUUUUUGACGGAGCUGCAGAGUCUGAGGGAAGAGACAGAAAAUCCCCCUGGACCCGUGGAGUUUGAAUCACCUUUGGGUGUCAUAUUGUACCCUGAUCCUAGGUUGAGGAAAAAGAACAAGAAAAUAUCUGUCUUCGAUGAAAGAUUGCAGGAAUUGGUGACGGAGAUGUUCGACGUCAUGUACAAGACAGAUGGUGUCGGAUUGUCAGCUCCACAAGUUGGAGUUAACGUACAACUAAUGCUUUACAACCCUGAAGGAGAGAGGGGUAAAGGACAAGAAUAUGUGCUCGUCAAUCCUAAAAUUGUAAAGUACAGCAAGCAGCGAGACAUAUUCAAAGAAGGAUGUCUGUCGUUUCCAGAACUGGAAGCUGAUGUAGAGAGGCCCCUCAACGUUAGAGUUGAAGCUCAAGACGUGAAAGGCAAGAAAUUUGCCAUAAGUUUGAAAGGCUGGCAAGCACGCAUCUUCCAGCAUGAAUAUGAUCACCUGGAGGGUAUUCUUUUCCACGAUAGGAUGACCACGGAAGCUGUCAGCACAAUUUUGCCGGGCUUAGUGCAACUGGAAGAGGCAUACGAAAAGGCUAGUGGGCUUCCUGCCCCUGAGAAGGUCAACAGAGUGUGAUUGCACAGGUAAUCGAUAUUCCUCCUUGAUCGUGAUUUCCUACCCCAGGACGUCCUCUGAAUCCAAGUCACACUCAAAGAUUACUUAUUUACCCAUUAUACAAGCCGGGCAGGCUCAUGUAGAUCAACUAAAGUUUAUGUGGCUUAAACGCUGUCGCUCGACGAUUGGAUAUCAAGCUGUGGCGCGAUACAGGCAAUAAGAUGAAGAUCAACUGCUGGCGGUUUUAAUGCGCCGGUGGGGCUUCCGUAGUACUUGGAGAGCUUCUUCGCAAAGUCAUCAGCAGCAGUUAUUCUUUCCUGUGUCGGUGUGGUUGCUAGUGCCAGCCUUUAAUCUAAAUUAGACCUCAAAAGGACGAAUCAGAUACCCUUUUGGAGCUGAUUCGCACUCUCCCUUAUCUGAAGGAGGUUUUGAGUCACUCUUCGGUCUACAGAUAUUUUAUAAAUGUACUUUUGAUUCAGUACAACUUAUUGUCUCCUC